AUGUGUUCAGAUAAGCACUUUACUGAUCUAGUGCAAGAAAGACUGAUGCCGGAGAAUGGUCUCAAGAAAAAAAUGAAAGAGGCUGUAAAUAAAGUCCAGAACAAAGAGUUGACCUUACGUAAGGCUGCUGAGAUUUUUGCAGUACCGUUCACGAGCUUACAGAGAAGAGUUACUUUAUCCAGGGGUAUUAUUAAGCGUCGAGGUGGACAGCCAGCUUUAGAUGAGAACGCAGAAAAGAAGUUAGCUGACCGGCUAUUGCACUUGGCAAGUCGUGGCUUCGGAAUUACACCCAAAGCGGUACGUAAGUACGCGUUUGAAUUUGCAGAACGUCAAAACAUAAAACACAAAUUUGACAGAAAUGCUGGAAUGGCUGGCCAGGACUGGUUUCAUCGCUUCAUGCAAAGAAAUAAAAAAUUAACUAUUCGGAAGCCGGAGGGUCUGUCAAGAGCAAGGUGUGAUGGUAUGAAGAAGGAAAAAGUAGCAGAAUUCUUUAAUACUUUGGAAACAGUAGUAGAUAACAACAAUUUAAGAGGAAAACCUGAAUGUGUGUACAAUGUUGAUGAAACGGGUAUGCCGCUUAGUAACCGCCCACCCAACAUUAUAGCCCAAAAAGGUGCUAAAGAUGUUGUCAGCAUGACUAGUGUUGAACGAGGUGAAAAUGUAACCGUUCUAGCCUGUAUGAAUGCAGCAGGACAGUACAUACCUCCAUUUGUUCUAUUCAAAGGUGUGCGUAAACGUGACGAUUUUCUCCUAGGUAUGCCACCUGGUACUGAAGUUGCCAUGACAGAAAACGGCUGGGUCACCGAAGAAGCUUUUAAGUUGUGGCUGCAACAUUUCAAUCACUACCGGACCCCAGGAAAAGUAGUUCUAAUUUUGGAUGGGCAUGCGUCUCACACCAGCUACUCAGUGGUAGACUUGUGUGACUCUUUCGUAAUUGAACUUGUACUUCUUCCUCCACACACAUCACAUGCCCUGCAACCACUCGAUGUAUCGUUUUUCAAACCGCUCAAAACCUAUUAUCACCAACAAGCUACGGCAUGGCAACAUUCACAUCCCAAUCAAGGAAUCACAAAAGUCGCUUUCGGAGCACUUUUCCAACGGGCUUGGAAUCAGGCUGUUGGGAAUGCUACAAAAGGCUUCGAAAAGACUGGAAUAUUUCCACUAAACGCCAAUGCAAUACCUGACCACAAGUUCAUCGGUGAUUAA
Parnassius apollo (apollo) is the source of this 1206-nucleotide messenger RNA. The record is from the annotation of a GenBank genome assembly. Lineage: Eukaryota; Metazoa; Arthropoda; Insecta; Lepidoptera; Papilionidae.